AUGGAAGACCAACUUUCCAAGAUUUCCAUAAGCGGAGUAAGUGAAAUCAAGGACCUGAGCGGAGACCUUGACGGAAGACACGUGAUUGUCCGAGGGUUUGUUCUCAAGUCCUCUUGCACAGGCAAGUAUAUCUUCAUAGUCCUGCGAGACAAUGGAUGUACAGUCCAGUGCAUGUGCGAGAGACCCAAGGAUGGGAAAGGGGAUCUGUCUAUAGAGGAGUUCAACUCUCUCAAGAAGGUGGCGCACGAGUCCUAUAUUGAAGUAAAGGGAAGGGUUGUCAAGCAGGAGACAGAAAUAUCUGGAUGUAGCAAGAAGGAUGUGGAGAUCCGCAUCCUCGGAUUUUCUGUUCUCAGCAUGGCAGACAAAAACCUUCCAUUCACCAUGAAGGAUGUUUCUGCAACGAUUGAGGAACGGGAAAAAAACCCAACACUCCAAAGCGUUGCAUACCACAUCCGACUGGACAACAGAUCCCUGGAUCUUCGAGCACCGCAGACAAGAGCCACCUUUCGGGUGAUUGAUGGGGUGAUGUUCUUCUUCAGGGACUAUCUCCGUAGAAACGGAUUUGUAGAGAUAAAGACACCGAAGCUGAUUGGAAGCUCGAGCGAAGGAGGGGCAAAUCUCUUCAGUGUGGACUACUUCAAGAAAAAGGCGUUCAUGGCUCAGAGUCCUCAGCUGUACAAGCAGAUGGCUGUUGCAGGAGGACUCAAAAGGGUGUAUGAGAUAGGGCAUGUGUAUCGUGCAGAGGAGUCCAACAUCAACAGAUAUCUAAGUGAGUUUGUUGGGCUUGACAUGGAGAUGGAGAUAUCCACAGACUAUAACGAUGUGAUCAAGUUCAUCCACUCUAUGUUUGUAAGCAUCUUCGACAAUUUGAAAAAGGAGUACAGCGAAGAGCUGGAUACAAUAAGGUCUUUCCAUCGAUUUGAAGAUGUCAAGUAUAAUCGGGAGCCUGUUGUUCUGACGCACAGGGAAUGUGUAGAUCUUCUUUUGGGCGAGGGUGUUGAGAUGGGAUAUGGAGAUGACUUCAACAGUGAAAACGAGAAGAGACUGGGAUCGAUAGUGAAGAGGAUACAUGAUGUCGACAUCUUUGUGAUAAAGGAUUAUCCGAUAUCUGCAAGACCGUUCUACACAUACAGAAAUGAGGAGAAAGGAAUAACAAGGUCGUACGACUUUAUUUUACGGGGAGAGGAGAUUUUAUCUGGAGCACAGAGAGUAAAUGUCUAUGAGGACUUGGUCAGGUAUGUUUCGGAGCAUGGGAUAUCUCCAUCUUCUCUUGGAGGAUAUUUGGAGUCGUUCAAAUAUGGGGUUCCACCCCACGGGGGAUGUGGGAUUGGACUUGAGAGGGUGAUGAAGGCAUAUUUUGGAAUGGGGGACAUAAGAUGCUUCUCGCUGUUCCCCAGGGACCCAAGCAGACUCUACCCUUAG
This is a messenger RNA of Encephalitozoon intestinalis ATCC 50506, 1422 nucleotides long. Its product is annotated as aspartyl-tRNA synthetase. Gene Ontology annotation, biological process: aspartyl-tRNA aminoacylation. Gene Ontology annotation, molecular function: ATP binding; aspartate-tRNA ligase activity; RNA binding. Gene Ontology annotation, cellular component: aminoacyl-tRNA synthetase multienzyme complex; cytoplasm; cytosol. Lineage: Eukaryota; Fungi; Microsporidia; Unikaryonidae. The coding region runs from base 1 to 1422 and encodes 473 amino acids. The record is from RefSeq and is a predicted model, not a curated record. The transcript has a single exon.